This is a messenger RNA of Suricata suricatta (meerkat), 1979 nucleotides long. It is a transcript of the gene SERPINI1, whose product is annotated as serpin family I member 1. Gene Ontology annotation, biological process: negative regulation of endopeptidase activity. NCBI's taxonomy places the organism in Eukaryota, Metazoa, Chordata, Mammalia, Carnivora, Herpestidae. The coding region runs from base 503 to 1735 and encodes 410 amino acids. The record is from RefSeq and is a predicted model, not a curated record. The transcript is spliced from 9 exons. Gene Ontology annotation, molecular function: serine-type endopeptidase inhibitor activity.
AACUCUGUGAGGAUGCGCUCUGGCCGCAGGAGCAGCUUCCCCGAAAGCGGUAGAGUCCCAAGCACACCAGGCGGCCAGACUUGCGGGUCGCGGAGGGAUAGAGCGAGCCUGGGCUCCUCGAGGAGGCUCCCGGGCUCGGGAGGCAGCUCCAGGUGUGAGGCCACUGACUGAGGAGAGAGGGGUCCCCAGGGGAAGGGAAGUGGCAGGACAGCGGCAGAAGCGCGGGGAGCGGGAAGGUACUAGAGCAGCAGCUUCCCGCCGCCACCAGCCGGGGCAGCAGCCGGAACAGCAGGGGGAGGAGCAACAGCUGCCGAAUUCACCAACUAGAGGAGGGGGAGGCGGAGCUUGGGUCCCUGUAGCAGCCGGAGGCGCAGUCUGGACUGUAGUUUCCCGGGAGAGACGGGAGCAGGAACACGAGCGGAGCGGAGCGCAGUCCUCCGAGCAUCAGCUCCAGCAUCCCACCAGGGGUUGCAGGUGUGCGGGAGGCUUGAACUCUCCCAUCAUGGCUUUCCUUGGACUCUUGACUUUGCUGGUUCUACAAAGUUUGGCUUUAGGGGCCACUUUCCCUGAUGAAACCAUUGCUGAGUUGUCAGUGAAUAUGUAUAACCAUCUUCGAGCCACUGGGGAAGAUGAAAAUAUUCUUUUCUCUCCGUUGAGUGUUACCUUUGCCAUGGGAAUGAUGGAACUUGGGGCUCAAGGGUCUACCCUGAAAGAAAUCCGUCAUUCGAUGGGAUAUGACAGCCUGAAAGAUGGUGACGAAUUUUCUUUCUUGAAGGAUUUUUCUAACAUGGUCACUGCUAAAGAGAGCCAGUAUGUGAUGAAAAUGGCCAAUUCCCUCUUUGUGCAAAAUGGAUUUCAUGUCAAUGAGGAAUUUUUGCAAAUACUGAAAAAGUACUUUAAUGCAGAAGUAAAUCAUGUGGACUUCAGUCAAAAUAUCGCCGUGGCCAACCAUAUCAAUAAGUGGGUGGAGAAUAACACAAAUAAUCUGCUGAAAGAUUUGGUAUCCCCAAGGGAUUUCGAUGCUGGCACUCAUCUGGCACUCAUCAAUGCUGUCUACUUCAAGGGGAACUGGAAGUCACAAUUUAGACCUGAAAAUACUAGGACCUUUUCCUUCACUAAGGAUGAUGAAAGUGAAGUCCAAAUUCCAAUGAUGUAUCAACAAGGAGAAUUUUAUUAUGGAGAAUUUAGUGAUGGUUCCAAUGAAGCUGGUGGUAUCUACCAAGUCCUAGAAAUACCAUAUGAGGGAGAGGAGAUCAGUAUGAUGCUGGUGUUGUCCAGACAGGAAGUUCCGCUGGCCACUCUGGAGCCGUUGGUCAAAGCGCAGCUGAUUGAAGAAUGGGCAAACUCUGUGAAGAAGCAGAAAGUGGAAGUGUACCUGCCUAGGUUCACGGUGGAACAGGAAAUUGAUUUAAAAGAUGUUUUGAAGGCUCUUGGGGUAACUGAAGUUUUCAUCAAAGAUGCAAAUUUGACAGCUCUGUCCGAUAACAAAGAUAUUUUUCUUUCCAAAGCAAUUCACAAGUCCUUCAUAGAGGUUAACGAAGAAGGCUCAGAAGCUGCUGCCGCCUCAGGAAUGAUUGCAAUUAGUAGGAUGGCUGUGCUGUAUCCUCAAGUUAUUGUCGACCAUCCAUUUUUCUUUCUUAUCAGGAACAGGAGAACAGGCACAGUCCUAUUCAUGGGCCGAGUCAUGCAUCCUGAGACAAUGAACACCAGUGGACAUGAUUUUGAGGAACUUUAAAUCGUUUCAGAUGUAAAAUAGUAACUAAACACAUUAUGUUUGCAACUGAAAAACAGUUAAGAGUCGUGUUUUACAGUGUAUCUUAUGAUAAUAUUUAAAAAUAGCUCCAGAUAAAAACAAUGUACGUAAAUUAUAAAUCAACUCGUCUAGGAAUGUUAUCAGUCUCCUUGAGGUAAUGGUCCUGUGGCGUCACUGUGUUUGUUGUGCUGCUAUUUAAAAUAAAAGUACAUAUCGAUCAUGUGAA